CAUCUGCCCACCGUUUCUCGACCAGGCUUGUCUCAGACCUCCCUCGCGAUUACACCCUCGAAUCUUGUUCAAAAUGACCAUUCCUGCUGGUAACGCUGUCAACGGUGCUAAGCUCUUCAAGACUCGCUGCGCUCAGUGCCACGUUGUUGAGAAGGGUGCCCCCCACAAGGUCGGCCCCAACCUCAACGGUCUCUUUGGCAAGAAGUCUGGAAGCGCUGCUGGCUACGCUUACUCUUCGGCCAUGACCUCCAAGCAAGUUGUUUGGGACGAGGAGCAGAUGUUCACCUACCUCGAGAACCCCAAGAAGUUCGUUCCCGGCACCAAGAUGGUCUUUGCCGGUUUCAAGAAGGAGCAGGAUCGUGCUGAUGUCAUUGCUUACCUCAAGGAUGCCACCCAAUAAACGCUUCUGUCUCCAAUGAUCCACACCAUCACAAUAAAUUAAUCAUGCCAAACGAA
Molecule: messenger RNA, 456 nt
Organism: Polychytrium aggregatum
Lineage: Eukaryota; Fungi; Chytridiomycota; Chytridiomycetes; Polychytriales
Product: cytochrome c-like domain-containing protein
Exons: 4
Coding region: 74-400 (108 amino acids)
Biological process (GO): mitochondrial electron transport, ubiquinol to cytochrome c; mitochondrial electron transport, cytochrome c to oxygen
Cellular component (GO): mitochondrial intermembrane space
Molecular function (GO): electron transfer activity; heme binding
Source: RefSeq, a predicted model, not a curated record